CGGCGCACUUGUCGGUCUGCGUCGCAUUCUGGACAGGACGACCUUUUUCACUGCUUCUGACGGAUUUCGUUAAAGCGACUUGAAAACAAAAUCGUUUUGUUGCGUUGGAAAAGGCGAUAAAGACGCGUCUAGAGAGUUUAAUUGUCAUUUUAGGGAGUAAUUCCGUGCCUCUGUGUUUGGAAUUAGUGUUUAGUUUGGUUGUGUUUUAUGGAGCUAGUCACGUCAGCUAGCUUGUGUUGGAAUUAGCUGCAGGUUUGGCGUUGGCUAGCAACGCUAAUUAUCUAGCAGCACGUAGCUGUUUAUUAUUGUUGUUGUUGUUUACUGCGUGCAUUUCGAAUCGUAUUUGAUUUGUAUUUAUGUUAAGCACAUUUUAAGUGUCUAACACUAAGGACAAUGCUAACGCUAACGCCAAUGCUAGGUGCCCCGUUGGCACAGAAUAGGACUGAGCUAGUCAUUUUGUGCACAAUUCUUGAAUAAUCAGAAAUAAUUUAAAUUACACACACACAAAAACAAAACAACAGGUUGUUUAUUUCUUGGGCAGGAUUAAAGCAACAUCAGUGCACGGGUUGUGUGAUUCUGUAAAUACCAGUGCUACUGGAAUCCCAUGCAUCUAUUCCUGCAAUAAUAAUAAUAAUAAUAAUAAUAAUAAUAACGGACAAGCUGGUGAUCUCGGUGCUGAUGCAAAGUUGGUGCAUGAAAACUUUGAAUGCAGAAAAUGUGGGUUUAAUGCAUUUUAAUUCACGUGUGCAUUGCUGUUAAGUGUGUGUGUGUGUGUGUGUGUGUGUGUGUGUGUGUAUAUAGAGUAACACGCCACAUAGGCAGGGUUAAUGAUACACGCGUUGCUGUUCAUGCAAACAAGGAAAUGAUAUAAGAGAAGGUAAGAAGAAAAAAAAACGCCAACUGUACGGAAGAGGCGUGUGCGUGUGUGUGUGUGUGUGUGUGUUCAGAUCGUUUGAAUGAAACACGAAAAGCAUCCGUUUUACUCAAAUGUGCGCUCCCCCCCCCUUCUUAGACAAGUGAGUAGCCCAGCGGCUGCAGAGUAGUAAACCGUCCAGUCUCGCGCGCGUUCUCUUUCCUUUUUUCUUCUUCUUUUACGUUUUCUUUCGGUUCGGUUCGGUUCUUUCUCUCGCGCCAUGGUCGGGUUGGGAGCGAAUCGUCGCGUCCCGUCCUUCGUCCUGGUCGGCAUGAUGGUGGUGCUGAUCCUGCUGAGCUACAACUACUGGAGCGUGUCGCAGGAGCACCAGCGCGCGAUUGACGAGCUGGUCGAGGUGCACGCGCAGGUGAAGCGCACCGACGCCGCGCGCACCCGCCUGGAGAAGCGGAACUCCGAGCUCAUGCUGCAGGUGGACACGCACCGGCGUCAGAUCGACCAGAAGGACGGUGACUAUAGCAUGCUGGAGGGCAAACUGCAGGCGCAGGACGUACUUGUGAAAAAGUGUACGGAUGAAAAGAUGAGGCUGCAGAGUGAACUUGCACAAAAGACCACCGAUAUUAACCGCCUGAAAGAGCAGGUGAAGGAGAUGAGGGAUGAGCUUAUUAGGCAGGAGGAGCAGCUGAGGGAGGUGAAGAAGAACAACACUAACCUUGAGAGGAAGAUGGAGUAUGAGAGCCUGCAGUGUGGCCGUCAGAUAGCGCAGCUUAAAGACGAGUACGAGGAGAGCAAGAAGCUUCUGGAAGAGAAAGCUACCAAAUUAAAAAAGGAAACGGUGGACGCGCGUAAAGCCGGCACGGUGGUCACUCAGGCUGAGCGCGGUACAGAGGCUGCAGGAGCGCACCACCUAGUGGCCGGACAGCGUCAUGACAACCCUGAUAUAAAAGAUGAUUUGGUGAAACCAGGAAGUGAUGCUGGAAUGCCCGGUAUUGAAGACAGUGAAGUGGGAAAGGUAGAAGACAUGCAGUUUGCCCUGAAAAAGCCAGCCAUCACAGCGCAGAACAUGGAGCCAGUGGAGCAGGACAAACAGCCUGGAGCUGGAGCUGGAGCUGGUCCUGAUGCUGGUCCUGAUGCUGGAGCUGAUGCUGCUAUUGACACUAAAGUAAGAGCAGGAGCUGGUGCUGGAGAAGGACCUGGGUUCGAUGCUCCUCGUGGUCUCCCUCUGGACCGUCCCGACCUUCCGCAGGAUGGAGGGGCAGCAAAAGGUCUCCCAGAAAUCCAGCAGCAGGUUCCCCAGCCGGUCGUAGACAGACCUGUGGCGUUGAAUGAAGGCAAUAAGGCAGCGGUCCAAGCAGACGAGUUCGGAGAGCAGCAGCGCCAGAUGAGAGAUCCUGAAAAUCCGGGAGCAGCGCUGCCUCCUCCGCCGAAUCCUGCUCAUGUUCUGCCCAACCCCAUGGACCCUCAGCGAGACGCCGCCCCCGCUGCACCACUCCGACAUCGGCAGAGCCGCUUCUUUGACGAGAACGAGUCCCCCGUAGAUCCGCAGCGCAACUCCAAGCUGGCGGACUACAACGGGGACGACGGCAACGUGGGCGAGUAUGAAGCCGACAAGCAGGCCGAGCUGGCCUACAACGAGGAGGAGGACGGCGACGGCGGCGAGGAAGACGCCCAAGACGACGAAGACCGGGAUGCUCCAGGAGAUCGCGGCGUGGACUACGGCAAGCGACACCAAGCCAUCGACAUCCUGUAGCCUCGGUCCGGAGUCUCAGAUCGACACGUCAUCCAUAUUCACACGUGCAAGAUUGGAUUCGUGGGGGGAAAAAAAUAAUAAUAAAAGAUAAAGGAGAAUUUACUUGAACCUGCUCGUUAGCCGGAGCUGUAUUUCAACGUGGCGUGGAUACGGACGUUUCCGAACAACUUUUUAAGAAGCAUUUGGGGUUUUUUUUUUUUUUUUUUUAAAUCACUGACUUGAAAUGGAUUUAAAACUAUGUGAAGGACGUGUAAAAUGACUAAUGUGCACAUGUGUAUAUAUUUAAUAUGUACAUUAGAAAGUUGUUUUGUUCUUUUUCCUGUUAAACAGAUUGUUUGUUUUUUCUCUCAAGUCUAAAGCAGGCUUUUCGACACGCGUGCCUGCUGACGAGUUUAUUUUUUUGCAUUUUAGUUUAUUAUUUACAUUUUCUUUUAACGACUAAUUUAAGCUGACGGUUCCCGUCGCGCUGUCGUGGCCGCGGUUCUAGUGAAAGGACCUGAACUCGCAUCAGAACGAGAUCAUUACAGAGGAUACAGUUUCUAUCUUCUUUUUUUUUUUUUUCUGUUCCCCGAACGCUGACGUUUCGUUUUUCAGAAACGCUGCAUGGGGAGAUUUCCUCUUAUCCCCCCCACAUUUCUUCUUUCUUCAUUCUUCCUUGCUUUGAGACACAUGGACAAUAAAUUGUACAGGACUCUCACAAGUCAUUUGAAAUGAAUAUACAGUGACUCAACAGGUGAAUUUUAUUUUUUAUUUUUUUGGAAGGAUUUAUUUAAUUUUUUGCAUGUGAGUAAUUGGAUAUUAGCCUCCAGAACUACAGAAAUACAAAAAGCAAUACACUGUACCACAGCAGAG
Molecule: messenger RNA, 3473 nt
Organism: Ictalurus punctatus (channel catfish)
Lineage: Eukaryota; Metazoa; Chordata; Actinopteri; Siluriformes; Ictaluridae
Gene: golm2
Product: golgi membrane protein 2
Exons: 11
Coding region: 1134-2621 (495 amino acids)
Source: RefSeq, a predicted model, not a curated record